GUCCGUUUUCGGUUCUUACAAAGCAGCAGUCGAAACAAAAAGUUCGCAAAUUUUAAUUUUUUUUUUGUAGAAAAUAAAUGCUUCUAUGCCAUAUUUUAAUUGUUGGAGUGUGAUCAAGCGACUAACGCCGACGCUUUAAAAACGCCCUGAGUAUUGCAUCGCGAAUCCGGAUAAUUUGAAGACGAUCGAAGCACCUACUGAACAAAAAGAGAGCAUAAAUAGGUGUGCAGCGAUACUGAAAAAGGAAAAGUAUGGAAAGUCCAUGUGAAUCAGAAAGUUCAUUAGAUGGUGGAACUAUGUUACCCCCCAGUCCCGUAUCCAGGGAACAGCUGCAGAAACGUAUAGAAUCUCUGACCCAGCAGAACAAAGUUCUAAAAGCUGAAUUAGAUACCAUGAAAAUAAAGUGUAAAGUCGUCCAGGAAGAAAAUAGAACGCUUAAACAAGCUUCGGUGAUCAUUCAAGCCAAGGCCGAACAAGAAGAGGAGUACAUUUCAAAUACCCUACUGAAGAAGAUUCAAGCCCUAAAAAAGGAGAAGGAGACACUUGCUCAUCAUUACGAACGCGAAGAGGAAUGUCUCACGAAUGAUUUGUCACGGAAACUAGAUCAGCUUCGCCAAGAAAAGUGUAAAUUAGAACAAACGCUGGAGCAGGAACAAGAGUGCUUGGUAAAUAAAUUGAUGAGGAAAAUUGAAAAGUUGCAGGCAGAGACAGACAACAAGCAGACAAAUCUGGAACAACUGAGACGAGAAAUGGUCGAAUUGGAAAAUACUCUGGAGCAGGAGCAGGAAGCUUUAGUUAAUAAACUCUGGAAACGUAUGGAUAAGCUGGAGACAGAAAAACGUUUGCUUCAAAUAAAGCUGGAUCAACCAGUUUCGGAUCCAACAACACCACGUGAUAUAACAAAUGCCAACGGAGAUACCGCCUCCAAUCUGAGUUCUCAUAUACAAACCUUAAGGUCGGAAGUUAUACGUCUAAGAGCCAAUUUGGCUGCGGCCGAAGAGGAAACGGCAAAGAAAUUGCAACAAUUUGCACAAGAGGAAAAGUCAAUAAGGGAAGAAAAUGCACGUUUACAACGCAAACUUAAGCAAGAGGUUGAAAGACGUGAGGCCUUGUGUCGCCACUUAUCCGAAUCCGAAUCGUCUUUGGAAAUGGACGAAGAGCGUUUCUAUAAUGAGAACAUUUUAGCAUCGGGAGCUCCCCUAACUAGUGCGGCAUUAAACGCACAUCGUCAACGUACUAUAAGCAGCCCAGUGUCACAUAGUCCAUCAAACAGCCGCCCAUUAAGCCCUGGCAAUUCACAUAACCGCUGCUAUGCCUGCGGCCAAGUUGUUAAUCGCCGUGCCAGUGAACGUUUUAUAAAACCGGCUCUGCCAACGCCUAUGUUAGGCCUUAAUACAUCUGCACCCAAUGUUUUGUCGGGAUCUUCUGGUGCUGGCCCAUCCGUUGUUGGUGGCUUAUUUUCAUGUUCCUCAAAUGCCACAGGCCCCUCUUCUGGGUUCCUAGGCAAUGAACGUUUGUCAUUCAAUUCAGCAUCUCUAUUAAGUAACAAUGCCACCGCAUCUGCCGGAUCUUCCAAUACGCAACCAUUCAAUAUUAAUACGUCCAAUGCGAGCGCGAACAGCAGUAAUUCGGCUUUCACACCCACAAAUCCAAGUGGUAGUAACACCUUUGCUCAGCCAGCCAGUCCUAUGGACACAUCAACAUGCAAAGACUAAAUUUGAAAAAUUGUAAACAACAAAGAACAGCAGAAGUGAAUCUUACGUAGUUAAACAAAUAAUAAUAUGUUGUAUGGAAUUUUUUAUUUAAAUUACACCUAAGUAACGAAGUUCUACGAAAGUCUACCAUUCUUUGGUUUGCAUGGAUACAAAAAACAAAAAUAUUUCAAAUGGAAGCGAUAAAUUACAUAAGCGCAAGGUAUUCUUCCUAUUCAAAUAUAU
Messenger RNA from Stomoxys calcitrans (stable fly), 1937 nucleotides. Its product is annotated as coiled-coil domain-containing protein 6. Lineage: Eukaryota; Metazoa; Arthropoda; Insecta; Diptera; Muscidae. The record is from RefSeq and is a predicted model, not a curated record. The transcript has 6 exons. Bases 252 to 1715 code for a protein of 487 amino acids.